Molecule: messenger RNA, 3231 nt
Organism: Pungitius pungitius (ninespine stickleback)
Lineage: Eukaryota; Metazoa; Chordata; Actinopteri; Perciformes; Gasterosteidae
Product: beta-1,4 N-acetylgalactosaminyltransferase 2-like
Exons: 12
Coding region: 724-2181 (485 amino acids)
Biological process (GO): UDP-N-acetylgalactosamine metabolic process; UDP-N-acetylglucosamine metabolic process
Cellular component (GO): Golgi membrane
Molecular function (GO): acetylgalactosaminyltransferase activity
Source: RefSeq, a predicted model, not a curated record
CCUUGUAGCUGUAGGCAUAAUAGUAUAAUUUUGUCCAUUAUCUCUGUAUUGUGAUCUAAUGUGUUGUUAUGAAUAUAGAUGCAAAGGAGGUUGAAGAUGUUUGUUAUUGCAAUUGGUUGUCCAUGACGUUGAUUGCGGUGAUAAUGAGUGUAUAGUGUCCUUGUGCUAAAUCAAAAGUAUAUUAGGCUUAUUUGUGGUUAAGUAUUUAUUACAGACUAAAAUUGAGAACAAACAAAAAGAAAACACCACUUCCCAAAGACGAGCUCUAAGGACUCACAGGGGUUUGACACCUCAGCUCAACUUAGACAGACAGAGAUUCAUGAAAGGUAGUAAGACCAAGAUUCUGUGAGGUUUGUGUUGCAUCAGAAGGACACGCCUGACCGAGAAACUUCAGCAGGGAAACAAGUUUUGACCCGCCUCCUUUCCCUCAGUACAAGAACAAUCCUUGUUUGACAGACCGGUAUGAAGAAAACCAAUUGCUGCGCCCUUUUAAAUCCAGUUCGGUCCUUAAAGUAGAUCAGUAACUCAACGAGAGACUGACUCCCCCUCAUUGUAUAUUGAAACGGGUACGUUUUAAAUCCCUCCCCUAACUACCUGACCCAAAUUAAAAGGCUGUUCAACACUUCCUCAAUUGGCUAACCAGUUCUUUGUGGUAACUCUUGUGUUUGAAUGUCACUCGUCACUGUGGGGUUAGCCGAGAUGAGUCAACCUGUGUGAAAGGAAAUGAUGCCGUCAGUAAUUACCAAAGUACUGCUUCGGAUGGUGGCUGUAGUGGUUGUGAUAAUCCUGGUCACAUUCCAUGGUAUGAAAUUCCUUUACGGUCCCAGAAAGCAGACCGGAUUGGCUCCCACUCGUCAGCUGAGAAUUUCACAUCGAAGGCUCCCAGGUCAGCCGUCCCCACCUGGUCCAUGCACCUGUCCCACUGGCUCAGUGCUUUUACAAGAACGCCUACCAAAGGACCAGUAUGAAGAGCUGGUGAAACGCCGUGAUAAGGAGCUCCAACAACACAAAGCCAGAACUGCAUCUGUAUUAUCCAGCCUGCUGUUUGCUUUACCUAACUCUCCACUGCAGUAUCCUAUCCAGGGAUUUAAAGUACCGCCUUUGACCAGAACUCUAAUACCAGGUUUGGCACUAUACCCCGAACAAAGAAGCAUCUACAAGGUGUCCUUGAAUGUGUCUAAAGGGGUCCUGACCACCGAGUUCGAAGGUGACAGAGUGAAGGUGCAAGGUUAUGGCGAGAGCCGACUCGUCUUGGAGUCCCUCAGCCUGGUGAUGCUCAACGACCUGCUGACUAAAGUGUCCUACACCAGCACCGAUUACCACAUACACACCGGAGACCUCGCAUUCUUCCAGUUUGAGGACCAUGAAGCCGUGUUUCCGAUUACCAUCAAACAGACCAGCCUCCCAGUCCUGUACGACAUGGGAACAGACAUCAGCUCUCAGGUCACCAUCACCACCAAGACAUUCCUGCGCUACACAGAACUCAAGAAGUUGUUGAGCAGCAUCCGAAGUUUCUAUAGCAACAUAAAAGUCAUCAUUGCCGAUGACAGCUUUGAGCCAGAGAACGUUACUGGGGAAAACAUUCAACAGUACAUCAUGCCCCCAGCACAAGGAUGGUUUGCUGGGAGGAAUCUGGCUGUCUCCCAGGUAACCACAAAGUACCUCCUGUGGGUGGAUGAUGACUUUCUUUUUACGGAAGAGACGAAGAUAGAGAAGCUGGUGGAGGUGAUGGAGGCCUUUCCCGAACUGGAUGUGCUGGGUGGAACAGUACAACGGAACCAGUUCUAUUUCUCUCUCAUAUAUGAGGAAGGAGAGGAAAUGGAUGGCGGCUGCCUUCACAGAAAGUCGCAAGGAAAAUUUAACCCACUUCCAGGUUACCCAGGAUGCUUUCUGGCCAAUGGUGUGGUCAACUUCUUCCUGGCGAGAACACAGUCCAUACGGAGUGUUGGAUUUGACCCCAUGCUCCAAAGGGUGGCGCACUCUGAGUUCUUUAUGGACGGCCUGGGCUCUCUACUGGUUGCCACGUGCAACCAUGUGUCAGUUGGCCAUCAGCCCAAAUCAACCAAAGGAGAAGACCACGCUCGCUACGCCAAAUUCAGACAACCUGAAAAGACAGACAGCGAGUUCAAACUGCAGCUUCACUUCUUUAAAAACCACUUGAAGUGUGUAAAGUAUGGAUAGAUGACUAAUUGACAACGGUGUCAAUUAGUGUCAAUACGUCACUUGUCUUUUUGAAACAUGGGGUAUAUACCUGGUAAUCUUUAUAAAUUAAGAUAUCUACACAAAAUACAUGCUUUUCCUGCAUGUCCUGUCCUUUCCGCUUGUCUGCAUGUCUCAGCUGUUUCAGCUCAGACCGGGUCCCAAAGUUGGGGGGUCUAAGUUAGCCAAUCACUGAUGAAGUUAAUGAGUGACAUUAUAAUUUCAGCAUCCUAAAAUACAUUGUGAUUUGGGCCAGCCAUUCGCUGCCAUUUUUGGGGCCUUUAUGCGACCAUCAACAGUGUGCUGACCUGCCCCGAACUCUGUACGAGAGAAGAACUUUGCCGGAGAAACUAGAGGUGAAACAGCUGGACCCAGAUCAGCCGGACCUCACAAUCAGAAAACGGACCGGCGUGAAAGCCGCACAUACAGCGCUUUAGUAGAGUCUUCUAUACCUGGGAUGUUUAGCUAGCUAGUUAGCUACAUGCUAACGCACACCGCGCGCAUGAUGUCACCGUGUUGAAGUUCUUGGUUACCCAGCUGCAGCGCACACAGGACUGCAGUGAGGACACAAAACCAGGAUGUGGAUGAAAACAGCUUCGUGCUCUCUAGCGCCCCCGUAAAAAAUAAAAAGUGCAUCUUCUUGGGAAAGGUUUUUCUACUUUAACCGAUUGACCUGGAACCUUUGCACACAGGUGCUUAUGUUUUUUUUGCUACUACAUUGGGUAUUGUAUGCUAUAAAGGGUACAAUUGUAAUGUGUAUGUAAUUUAGUACAGAUGUCCAGUUGAAAUGAAAAAACAAUUUAUUUGAUUUUGGUUGUCAAUGGUCUAAUUCUCAUAACCUGGACCUCACUAACGUUUGGUGAAAACGCUCUGAUUAAUUGUGGUGAUUUAAAAAAAAGUAAGUAUGGGCACAUUUGGAUCCCUGGCUGGGUAUUUUUCACUCUUCCUCGUUAUUUGCAUAGUUCGGUAUAUUCAUGUCAAGUGACUUAUUUCCCAGCAAUUCUUCAAAUAAAUUUAUUUUUUAUUUCUCUU